CAAGAACAAGAAUUUAAAAAAACCAAACAAAAAAAACGAAACUUUUCCCCAAAUUGAACAAAAACACAAAACCCUAACCAAAAAAAUUCAAAUUUUUUCUUCAAAUCAGAAAAAUCUCUUCGCAAAAAUCCCCAAUUUUUCUUCAAUUCAAUGGACGGAAUGGAAGACGAUUCAAGAUACCCGUCAAAAGGGUAUCCUUUACGACGCAAGAACCCUAAUCUUCGUCAAAAACACCCAAUUCGUAACUUACAAUAUCAACGCUACAACGAUCGCGAAGAAGAUUUCGAAGACGAUGAACCCGAAGAAUUCGAUGAUUAUAACGUAGAUGAAGACGGAAUUGGAAAUGGGUAUGUUGGGAAUUUUGAACAAAAUGAUGGGUUUGUUAGAAAAAAGAGAAAAAUGCGAAGCGGCCCUAGUGGCGGUUUUGGUGGUGGUUCUGUGUCGAAUUAUGAAUUGUUACCAUGGGGCAGUGGUAAAUUUUCGAACUUUAAUCGUGGUGGUAGUUCGAGUUCUGUCCAUUCCUCUGGGUCGGAGGAAUGGACAGAACACGCGACGUUUGUGUUGUUAGAGAUAUGGGGUGAGAAGUUUCUUCAAAUUGGUAGGAAUAGUUUGAGAUCAGAGGAAUGGCAUGAUGUUGCUGAGAAAGUUUCUGAGGAGUUGAAAGUUGAAAGGAAUGUGGCACAGUGUAGGAGUGUAUUGGAUAAGGUGAAGAGGAGAUAUAAGAAAGAGAAGAGUAGAAUGGAUGAAAUGGGUUUGGGAUUAAGUUCUUGUAAAUGGCCAUUUUUCAAGAAGAUGGAUAUGUUGAUGUCGUCGAGUGCAAGGCAAGAGUAUGGACUUGCGUGUGGUGUUGAUUCUGGGGAGUAUGUGUUUAUGAAUACGAGGGUUUAUUUGAAUAGGUCGAAUGGUUUUGAUGAGAUGAGGGAUAGUCCUGGCGAGUCUGAGAGUUCUGAGGAUGAUGAGGAUGAGGAUUUUGAUGGUGACGAGGAUGAUGUCGAUAGGGAAGAGGAGGAGGCUUCAUAUAGGAUUUUGGCUGAUUCGAUUCAGAAAUUUGGGAAUAUAUAUGAGAAGAUUGAGAAUACUAAGAGGCAACAGAUGAUGGAGUUGGAGAAGGUGAGAUUGGAUUUUAAUAGGGAAUUGGAGUUGCAGAAGAAGCAGAUUUUGGAUAGGGCUCAGGCUGAAAUAUCGAAAAUACAGGAAGCAGUAGAUGAUGCCGAUGGUGAUGAUGAGGACACAGACACUUCUGCUGAUAAUCUCAGUGAAUAAUGUAGGUAUUAAAUAUCUUGGAAAGCGUAAUGAUUUCUGAAAGAGUGCACCAGUUUUGGAGGCAAGAUUGCAUAGAAGUAUGAAGGUUGUCAACUCAUUUGUGUUCUCUGACUGUGGAAGUUGAUUAAAUAUAGUAAUAAUAUUUUUGUAAUAUUAACCUGCAAAUUGCUGUGCAAUUGUAACAAGCUGCUGCAAAUUUCAUUAACCCUAUUCAGCUGAAUAUAAGCUUUCAUCUUUUUAUUCAAGUUGUAUAACUAGAAGCUUAAUGCUGAUUGUAUGAUAAACUAGUCAUUUGUUGAAUUUUCAAUUACUGCUCUCUGGAUUUGCUAA
Molecule: messenger RNA, 1593 nt
Organism: Medicago truncatula (barrel medic)
Lineage: Eukaryota; Viridiplantae; Streptophyta; Magnoliopsida; Fabales; Fabaceae
Product: trihelix transcription factor ASIL2
Exons: 2
Coding region: 151-1263 (370 amino acids)
Cellular component (GO): nucleus
Molecular function (GO): transcription cis-regulatory region binding
Source: RefSeq, a predicted model, not a curated record